Xenopus tropicalis (tropical clawed frog) is the source of this 3538-nucleotide messenger RNA. It is a transcript of the gene a2ml3b.2, whose product is annotated as alpha-2-macroglobulin like 3b gene 2. The record is from RefSeq and is a predicted model, not a curated record. Gene Ontology annotation, cellular component: extracellular region. Bases 200 to 3523 code for a protein of 1107 amino acids. NCBI's taxonomy places the organism in Eukaryota, Metazoa, Chordata, Amphibia, Anura, Pipidae. The transcript is spliced from 26 exons. Gene Ontology annotation, molecular function: endopeptidase inhibitor activity.
AAAGCUGUGUUUAUGUUGGGAAAACUACUGCUCAUAACCCGCCCAGUGCAGACUUUGAGCUGAUCAGUACAACAAAUAUUUGCCAUCCCAUGGUCAGUGUACCAGUGAGACAAGUUGGACUGUGGGUGGGCAAGUCACAUAAAUGGAACGACACUGAGUCCCCCGGCACAGACAGACAGACAGACUGAGGACGUGCAACAUGGUGCUGCUCAGGGCCCUGGGCUUGGCGCUGGUCCUACUGCAUCUCUCUGGGACAUUGGAGGCAAAGCUGCAUUAUGCGGUGAUCUUCCCCUCGGAGUUGGUGGCCCCCCAUUCUGAACAAGCCUGUGUGCACCUCAGUGGGGCGGAGGGAGACAGCCGGAUACAGGUUACCUUGAACAUGGCCGAACGGAACUCAACGGUGAUAGAGAGGAACCUCCAGCAGAAAUCCCUCUUCAGCUGUGUUACAUUCCAGGUGCCUCCGCCCUCUGAAGGGAAUGAAGAAGUGGCCACCAUGGAAAUUCUCAUUGAGAGCGCAGGGGAGACCAUAACCAACAGCAGCAAAGUUCUAGUGAGGGAGAGAAGAACCAGCACUUUCAUUCAGACGGACAAAGCUGUAUAUGAACCGGGGGACACAGUACGAUUUAGAGUUGCGUCUCUUAAAGAAAAUCUACAACCGGGAGACAAUGAGGUCCCAGUCAUCCAAUUAAAGGAUCCAGACAAGAACCGUAUUGCCCAGUGGCUGGAUGUGACUGUCACACAGGGAAUCGCUGAGCUCUCGCUGCCGCUGUCCCCGGAACCUUUGUUUGGUUAUUAUUCCAUUCACGCGGGGGACGCUGCACAGGCUUUUAGUGUGGAUAAUUAUGUGCGCACCAAAUUUGAUGUCAGUUUCCUGUUCCCCAAGGCCGUUCUUUAUAACAGUGAACAAUUCCAGCUGAAAACAUGUGGCCGGUAUGCCUAUGGCAAGGCCGUGCAAGGGACCUACAGCGCUACGGUGUGCCGGAAGGCCAUGAGAUACUGGUGGGGCAGUUACACUUUCCCUAAAGACCUGUGUGUAAAAUUCAGCGGGAAGUUGGACCAGUCUGGCUGUUCCACAUUGAGAGUGGGGUCUCACAACUUCAAUCUUAUCUACCGCACUCACGCAAUGAGCCUAGAGGGGACGUCUACUAUUACAGACCAAUGGACAGGGAUAAAAUAUGAUGGAUAUGGUAGAUCCACCAUUGCAUCCAGGCUGAGGAGUUGCAGUUUCCUGGAUGCUGACAGUAACUACAAGCCGGGGAUCCCAUACAGCGGCACAGUAAAGGUGGUAGAUGCCAACGAUGACCCCCUUCCAAACCGCAUAGUCUAUCUAACCAGUUAUUGUAAAAAAGUCAACGUGAAGUUGGUGUCGGAUGAGAAUGGACUCGCCUCCUUCCAGCUGAACAACACGGCAGAGUGGGAGGGACAGCUGCUCCUUACGGCCAUGCCAAGUAUGGAGGACGUUAAGUUUGAGUCUUUUUUCUUACGCGUUACCCCUGAUUUUUGGGGAGCAACUCUGAACCUCACGCGCUUCCACUCCCCCAGCAAGAGUUUCCUGAAACUGCACUCCCAGCAGGGGGAGCUCCCAUGUGAGGGGCAACGAGAUGUCCGAGUGGAAUAUAUUAUCCCAAACUCUGCCCUGGGGAUGGAGGCCAAGCACAUGGAGCUGCACUACCUGGUUGCUUCUAAAGGGUCAGUAAAGGACUCGGGAUCAGUGGAAGUGCCCAUUACUAGUGAAGGAGGAGGAUCUUCAGAGCUGAGGGGUGAGGUCUCCAUCAAACUCGCACUCAGUGCCGACGUCUCUCCGACUCUCCGCGCUCUCGCCUUCAUUUCCCUCCCUAAUGGGGAAUUAGUGGCCGAUUCUGCAACAUUCAAACUGCAAAGGUGCUUCAAGAACAAAGUAUCAGUUGGCUUCUCCCCAGAUGAAGUUCUCCCAGGAGCUGAUGUUUCCCUACAAGUCCAGGCAGCCGCCGGGUCCCUGUGUGGCCUGAGAGUGGUGGAUCAGAGUGUGAUGGCAAUAAAACCUGAGACCGGACUGACAGCUGAUAGGAUUCACAAUCUCUUUCCUUUCGCUGAUUAUGGAGGGUACGACGCUCGGGUCCAAGAUGGUGAUGAUUACGGUUCAUUAGAUCCCGGCCUUCAAAGAACAACUGGGUUGAAUUCACAUUCAUAUAUGUCUGAUGGAGAUAUUGAUGAUGUAUAUAGUCUAUUAAAGGACAUGCGCCUUAAGAUCGUCACCAGUGCGGAGAUUAAGAAGCCUCUGAGGUGCCGGGAAGCUGAAGUUGAUCUGCUCAUUACCGGAACUCCCACCACGGAACCUGCAGAACCCACUGCUAACACUUUCAGAAUCUUUCCUCCAGUAAUAGCAAGUCCAGCAAUAGAAAGAAGGGGCAAUAAAAUCACUGAAGCAGCUGCUGAAACAAUUCAGGCGUAUUUCCCAGAGACCUGGAUGUGGGAGCUAGCAUCUGUGGGGGAUAAUGGGAAGACAGAGGUCCAUGGCUCAGCCCCAGAUGCCAUCAGAAACUGGAAAGCAGGAGCUUUCUGUAUGGGACCCAGUGGGUUUGGCAUCUCCCCACCAACCUCCCUUCGAGCCUUCCAGCCCUUCUUUGUGGAACUCACUCUGCCAUACUCUGUGGUGCGAGGGGAGUCAUUCACUCUCAAGGCCUCUGUGUUUAACUACCUCAAGCACUGUAUAAAGGUUCAGACCACCCUACAGCCAUCACUAGAGUUAGAGCAGGAACCAUGUGCCGACUGUCAGUAUAGCAGCUGUCUCUGUGCAGAGGAAAGCAAGACCUUCUACUGGAACCUUAAAGCCUCCAACCUGGGAGAGGUGAAUGUCACGGUGAGGACGGAGGCUCUGAACACUCAGGACAUGUGCAAUAAUGAGAUUCCUAUUGUGCCCAAGCAGGGUCACUCCGACACUGUGAUUAAGCCACUGCUGGUGCAGCCGGGGGGAGUCCUAAUAGAGAAAUCUCACAGCUCCCUGAUCUGCAGCCCAGAGGGAGAAGAACGUGCUAAGACCAAGGUGAUUUCCCUGAAAGUUCCUAAAAAUAUCCGGAAGGGUUCUGAGAGGGCGUAUGUAACAGUGCUGGGAGACCUGAUGGGAACAGCCAUGCAGAACCUGGACCGGCUCCUGGCCAUGCCGUAUGGAUGUGGGGAGCAGAACAUGGUUCUCUUUGCCCCCAAUAUCUUCAUUCUUCAGUAUCUGGAAAACACUCUCCAACUGACUCCUGAGAUCCAGAGCAAAGCCAAACGGUUCCUUGAAAGCGGGUACCAACGGCAACUCACAUACAGACGUUACGACGGGUCCUACAGCGCAUUUAGGGCAUGGGUCCCACAGGCAAACGCAUGGCUGACUGCGUUUGUAGUGAAGUCCUUCAGCAAGGCUCAUCCCUACAUCUUCAUAGAUGGAGACCAACUAAGCCAAUCUCUCACUUGGCUUAAAGAUCAUCGCAAAAGGAACGGCUGCUUCCAGAGUGUGGGGAAACUCUUCAACAAUGCUAUGAAGGUACCUCCUGGCCAGUAAACAUGGCUACUGCUC